AGCACCAUUGCUUCGUCGCGGCUAUAAUGACAAUUCAAACCAGCCAGCCACACGUCUUUUUAAUUUAAUGUAAAACAUUUAUAUUCGUCAAUAGCUACCUAGUUUUCAGAGCAGCUAACGUUAUGUCAAGCCGGAGGAGUGAAGCCCUGGCUUUCUCUCUAGUGACGGGUAUAAACCAUGCCAUGGCCAAGCUGGUGGACAUCUGGGACAGCAUGGGCAUCAUGGAGGAGCAGAGGGUAGAGCGGAUGGAGACGGUGAAGAAACACAUUGAGGACCUUUUGAAUGACAUGAUCACUGAGGAGGAAGCUUUGAAGCACCGCAUCCGAACCAAUAUCAUCACUUUUGAAAAACAGUUGGAUACCUUGUGUCUGGAAAUGUCAAUGGAUCCAUACAAAUUGGAGGAGGGCCUGACAGUCCUCCAGAUCGAGAAGAACCUGCGUCUGCGUGUGGAGGUUCUGACCAAGGAGAAGGGGGACCGUUUGAAGGAGUUACACGGACUGCAGCAGCAGGAUAAGGAACUGUGCUUGGAGCUGUGCGUCACUCCCUAUUAUGUUCCCACAGGCAUCAUACCCUCACACACUCAGUUGCAGGAGUUCCGGGAGCACCUCAAGACCCUCAGUGAAGAAAAGAAGAGUCGUGCAAAGGUGUUCUCAGGGCUACGUGAGGACAUCAGGAAGCUCAUGGAGGACAUGGGUCAGAAACCAGAAACCAGUCUGGAGAAAGAGUCGGUGUGUCAUGGCGAGGAGAUAUUCCUGCUCACGCAUGAAAACAUCAAAGCCCUCCAACUGCUGUUGUCCCAGAUGAAGGUCAAGAAGGAAUCCCUGAUGAAUACUCUGGCUGAGCUGAAAGAACGAGCUAUGUGCCUGUGGAAUCGUCUGGAAGCGCUGGAGCAAGAUCGCACUGCGUUCCAGGAGAGUGUGCAGGGUACCCUUUCUGACCAAAUCACACAGUGGCAGGAGGAGGUUGAUCGACUGACAGUCCUGCAGAAAGCCAUGUUGGAGGAUGUGAUUGACAAGGUCCGACAGGAACUAGUGGCUCUCUGGGACAAGUGCAAUCAGGGCACUGAGCAGCGUGAACCCUUCAACGCCCACAUCUGUGACGAUGACUUCACAGAGGAAUUGUUGGCACUGCAUGAUGCUGAGCUAUUGAAGGUGAAGAAUUACUAUGACCAGGCUAAACCCUUACUGGAGGUUCUGCAGAAAUGGGAGAAGUACUGGGCCCUCUUCCAGGACUUUGAGAAAAAGGCCAAUGAUCCAAACCGCUUCUCCAACAGAGGAGGAGCCCUUCUCAAAGAGGCCAAAGAGAAGGUCAAAGUUCAGAAGAUGUUGCCAAAGUUGGAGGAAGAGCUGAGGACUGGUGUUGAGAGCUGGGAGAAGGACCAGGGUACUGCCUUCCUGGUCCAGGGCCAGAGAGUCAUGACCUACAUCUCCACCCAAUGGGAGGAGCACAAACAGCUGAGGGGCAAGGAGAAGAGUGAACGUGCCACUACAUCAAAGAAGGGGGAAAUGACAACUCUCUUCAAAACUCCCACGAAGAGGGCCCAUGGUGGGAUGAACACCCUCACCCCCAACAAGAUCAGGAAGCAGACUCCUACACAGCCGAUCAUGGUGCGCUCCUACAGCUGCAACUCAUCCAGCACCUUCAUCAGUGUGCCUAGCAGCAAGCCUCCUCUCUCCCAGAUGCAGAAAACCAAGUCCCUUGAGAGAAGCAACAGCAGCAGUAGUCAGAGGACACCCCUGCAUGAGUACAAUGGUACAGAGGAGAAAAAACCUGUUGACAUCAGCUACUCUGACUUCACUGGUGACCUGUCCAAAAAGACAAAUGAUGCAGUUUUCAAUUCGACAGCAAAGGACCUUUUCUGAUUUUCUCAUGAUGGUCCCCACAUUUUAAGAUGUGCGUGUGGACAAUUCACCCCGCACAGGUUGUGCUGUGUCCACUUGGCACUCCUUUCGUGUGUGUAUAUAUGGCCGGUGUUUGUAAUGGUCAGUGAGAAUUUCAGGUAAUGCAAGUCUUUGUUAUCUUGAUGUAAAUCAUUUUUUGUAGUUGGUGUUGCUGUUACUUUGAAAUGUGACCAAUGUUGCCUUUUUGUAAUGCUUAUUUUUGGACACCCUGUAUGGAAGUGAAUAGGUCUAAAUGGACUAUGUAUGUGUCGGGUGCGGAUGAAACAUCAUAAAGCUGUGUUUUCCAGUUAUUAAUACUGUGCAGUCCAGGGAAGUGAAUCACAAGUUUGAUACGGUAGAGCCCCUUAGAUGUUACAUCCAGUACUUUUGAUAUUUGACUUGUUACUAAAUGGCCAGGCUCCACCGGAGGAAGCAUCCUGUUUAGAUACAGACCUUCCAGCAGAACAACAUGCAGCUCUUUCUGUAUGUAAAUAUUGCUCUCUUGAAAAUAUACUUUUCUUAUUGCACAUACGGUAUUGACAAUGUGUUUUGUCUUGACGUGUGCGUUGUCAACGUGCCUGUUUUUAUUUUAUCUUUUUUGACUUAAUUAAUAAAUAUAUAUAUUUCAAUUACA
Messenger RNA from Oncorhynchus masou masou (cherry salmon), 2514 nucleotides. Its product is annotated as protein regulator of cytokinesis 1-like. Gene Ontology annotation, molecular function: microtubule binding. Gene Ontology annotation, biological process: microtubule cytoskeleton organization; mitotic spindle midzone assembly. Gene Ontology annotation, cellular component: spindle; mitotic spindle midzone; cytoplasm. The record is from RefSeq and is a predicted model, not a curated record. NCBI's taxonomy places the organism in Eukaryota, Metazoa, Chordata, Actinopteri, Salmoniformes, Salmonidae. The transcript has 14 exons. The coding region runs from base 123 to 1862 and encodes 579 amino acids.